This is a messenger RNA of Thlaspi arvense, 934 nucleotides long. The record is from the annotation of a GenBank genome assembly. Lineage: Eukaryota; Viridiplantae; Streptophyta; Magnoliopsida; Brassicales; Brassicaceae.
AUGAGGAGCGUAUUGUUAUGGAUCGCGGUGGCUGUAUGCUCGCUAGGCUCUGUCGCGGCGGUGAUUCGGAGCGAUGGAUUUGGAAAACCAAGAGAUACCGAGGCGGCGAUAUCGUUUCUUGGAAAACGAAUCGAUAGCAUCAAAGGCUUCCAUGUUUGCCUCGAUGGGACGCUGCCCGGUUAUCAUCUAGAUCGUGGGUUUGGUUCAGGUGCCAACCGUUGGAUUAUCCAUCUUGAGGGAGGAGGAUGUUGUAACAGCCAUAGUAGCUGUGUGUAUCGGAAAACAACUCGCCGUGGUUCCUCUAGAUUCAUGGAAAAAGCUUUGAACUUCACUGGAAUAUUGAGCAAUAAACCUCAAGAGAAUCCUGACUUCUUUCACUGGAACAGGAUCAUGUUGCGGUACUGUAAUGGUGCGUCUUUCGCUUGGGAUAGUCAGGACGAGGGUUCACAACUCUUCUAUAGAGGACAACGAAUUUGGCAAGUGGCUAUGGAAGAAUUCAUGUCUUUAGGCAUGCAGAAAGCAGACCAGGCUUUGCUUUCUGGAUGCUCAGCGGGAGGAUCAGCUUUGAGGUGAAUUUUAAUUUUUAAAAUUAAAUGUAGAUAGAGCAACGGCGACAAUAGCAAAAGAAGCACCGGACGGACACUGCAUACAUGACGGUGGCUACUGUAAGCUACGUCCUCAAGCCACCCCCAUACUAUCUGACGUCGUUUGACAUUUGUGGAAUCUCGAAGCACAUAAACAAAUGUAAAAGAGAUGGAUAAUAUUCUGUAAGAAAUAUAUUCUAUCUAUAGAGCAAACUUUCGAUGUGCAAGCUGAUGAUUCCAGAAAAGUUUAUCACCCACUGGCUGCGAGAGGUAAAGAGAAAAAAAAGUCAAAAUAUUUUCUUCAAAAAAGUCCCUGGUUAUCGACUAUGCACAGAAAACCACAUUUGUUC